Aspergillus glaucus CBS 516.65 is the source of this 1572-nucleotide messenger RNA. RefSeq lists its product as uncharacterized. Gene Ontology annotation, molecular function: DNA binding. The transcript has 2 exons. Gene Ontology annotation, cellular component: nucleus. The coding region runs from base 489 to 1487 and encodes 332 amino acids. The record is from RefSeq and is a predicted model, not a curated record. NCBI's taxonomy places the organism in Eukaryota, Fungi, Ascomycota, Eurotiomycetes, Eurotiales, Aspergillaceae.
CGCCCGUCCACCCGCCAUCCAAACGCUAUAGCAAAUGUAACAAAUCCAAUGAUUUCAACAAUUUUUGAAGCUAUUUUUAUUGCUAUCUUGAAAAUGAGUGCAUUAUCCAAGCAGGAGCGAAUGAAUUUAGCAAUUGAGGCAUUUAAUAAGGGCCAAUUUUCAUCGAAAAAUGCCUGUGCAAAGGCCUUUUGACAUUCCACCAACUACCUUCAAAGACCGUUUAAAUGGCACCACUGAUCGCAAAGAAAGACUCGCCAAUCUACGAAAGCUUUCUGCAUGAUUGAAGCCAUCCCAACAUGUCUUUAUCAGUGAGAGAUGGGUAUCCCGAUUUGUUUGGCGCCAUGAUGAAAUUCGUUCUAAAUACACCUCUCAAUAUGAUUAUCAACGUGCCAAAUGUGAAGAUCCCCAGGUCAUUCUUAAAUGGUUUGAGCUGGUUCGAAAUACUAUACAGAAAUAUGGUAUUCUAGAACAAGAUAUCUACAACAUGGAUGAAACAGGCUUUCAAAUGGGUGUUGCAACUACUUCAAAGGUUAUCUGUGGAUCAGACACGAGGCUCUCGUGCAAAGUCUCUACAACCUGGGAAUAGAGAAUGGGUGACAGCAAUCAUUACAAUUAAUGGUGCUGGUACUGUUUUACCUCCACAGAUUAUAUUCGCAGGCAAAAAGCACCAAUCUCAGUGGUAUAUCGAUAUUCCAAAGGAUUAUCGUAUUAGCACCUCUGAGAAUGGCUGGACAAAUGGUGAUCUAGGGUUCGAAUGGCUUCAAGAAAUAUUUGAGAGAUACACAGCCUCUCAAGCUGCAGGUCCAUAUCGUCUCUUGAUUCUUGACGGCCAUAGCAGUCAUGCAACUGCUCAAUUUGAUCAAUUCUGUACAGCCAGAAAGAUUAUUCCUCUUUAUAUGCCUCCUCAUUCUUCUCAUCUUCUUCAACCUCCUGAUGUGAGCUGCUUUGGUCCUUUAAAGAAGCUUUAUGGCCAAAAAAUCCGUGAAGCUAUUCAAAACGGCAUAUAUACAAUUGAUAAGAGACUUCUUAUCUCUUUAUACGAGCAUCCACCAACAAGCCUUCUCAACAUCAAAUAUAUCCAGUGGAUUUGCUGCGAUUGGUCUUAUUCCAACCAAGCCAGAGAGAGUGCUUCAAAAGCUUCAAUUAAGCUAAAGACACCAACCCCACCCUCCUCAUUGAAUAGUAACCAGUCAUUUUAUCUCGGACAAUCACCAGCCAACCUUUAUCAGCUAAAUAAACAAAAGAGACAGCUUCAAAGCCAGGAUUUAUCGUCAUUAAUUGCAGGAGAGGUGCUUGAAAAGUUUAUAAAACGCACAGAAGUUGCUAUGCAGAAUGCUGUCCUGCUUCAGCAAGAAGUUCAUCAACUUCGUGCCUCAGAGAAACGUCAAAAGGAGAAGAAAAAAGCCUCACGAUAUACAGAGAGAGGAGUUAGAAGCUGCAUCCAUACCUUUACCAGCAAAGCAAAAGCGAUCGCCACGUUGCAGUAAUUGCGGGAAAAAAGGCCAUAAUAGAUUGAAGUGCCCUGUAAUUAGUACAUCUUAAAUUCAAUAAUAAAUUGCUUUUGCAUGGUGA